Messenger RNA from Paramecium octaurelia, 919 nucleotides. Lineage: Eukaryota; Ciliophora; Oligohymenophorea; Peniculida; Parameciidae. The record is from the annotation of a GenBank genome assembly.
AUAAAGUAUGCAAACUCUUGUGGGAACACAAAAAGGCUCCAUCUAUCAUCUAGAAAUCAACAGACCCAAAUCAUUGUACCUUAUUUCAGCUUACCACUAGAAAUUCCAUGUCUUCCCAACUCUUCCAAGAUUUCAAAGCAGCUGUCGAUCUCAUCAAUAAAGCAGAUGAUGUCCGAGUUGUCGUCUUGACAGGCAGAGGCAAUCACUUCUGCGCUGGCUUGGAUCUUAAGGAAGCUCCCUUAAUGUUUUAAGUAAUUACUACCCCCCCUAAAUUCAGUUCCAUGAAGACAUGGAUCAAGCAAGAAAAUCAAUUAGAAUCUACGAUCUCCUCAAAGACUGGUAAUUAGCCAUGACAUCCUUGUCAAGAAUCAAGGUUCCAGUCAUUGUUGGAAUCUAAGGCUAUUGCUUAGGUGGAGGAGUCGACCUCAUCACCUCUGCUGACAUCAGAUAUUGCUCCGAAGAUGCUAAAUUCUCCAUUAAAGAAAUCGAUCUCGCCAUGUAAUGAAUUUCAAUUAAAUGCUCCAGGGCUCCUGACAUAGGCACCUUGCAAAGAUUAGGUUUGUAAAAUGCUAACACUUCACUCUUCAGAGAACUAGCUUACACAGGAAGAACCUUUAGUGCUCAAGAGGCUCUCAAGUUGGGAUUGGUCAGCAAAAUCGUAAAGAAUGAAAAUUUAAAUGAAGAAAUAUUCAAAUUAGCAGAAUUGAUCGCCACAAAAUCCCCAGUUGGUUGCUACACAAUCAAAAGCAUUUUAACAAGAGAAUAAAACCUAGAUUAGCAUUUAGAUGUUAUGGCUAGAACCAAUAUGGCUAUGCUCUUUACAAAUGACAUCCCCAUUGCAAUUACAUCUUCCAUGACUAAAACCAAGCCAGAAUACCCUAAAUUGUGAGUUAUAAUCAUAUAUAUAAUUUUAAAAUAC